ACCACCAUGUCUGACGUCCCUACGAAGAAGGAUGUACCCAUCGACCUCAACAUCCCCGACAAUUACGUCCAGCACACUCUGACGACGACCAAACCGCUGCCUCCCAUCACUCUUUCCAAUAUUCUCAAUGAAAUCAACUGGCUUUCUUUCAUCAUCCUUACCUCGACCCAAUAAUGGGAGUUAUCGGUGCUUAUUAUACCAGGCUCAGAUGGGAGACCGCUGUCUGGGCUGUGGUGUAUUAUUUCAUCACUGGUCUUGGUAUCACGGCAGGGUACCAUCGUCUCUGGGCGCAUAGGUCGUAUAAUGCUUCAAAGCCGCUCCAGUAUAUGCUCGCCAUGGCGGGAGCUGGUUCCCUGGAGGGAUCGAUCAAGUGGUGGUCUCGAGGUCACCGCGCGCACCACCGGUAUACAGACACCGAUCUCGAUCCAUACAAUGCUCACCGGGGCUUUUUUUACUCGCAUGUUGGCUGGAUGCUCGUUAAGCCUAGGCGGAAGCCCGGUGUCGCGGAUGUCAGUGAUCUGAGCAAGAGCAGUGUUGUGAGGUGGCAGCACAGGCAUUACUUGCCGCUCAUCUUGACUAUGGGUUUUGCCGUUCCCUCUGUGAUCGCGUGGUUGGGAUGGGGUGACGCGAAGGGUGGGUUCGUAUAUGCUGGUGUUUUGCGACUAGUCUUCGUGCAUCACUCGACUUUCUGCGUCAAUUCCCUCGCUCAUUGGCUUGGAGAGACCCCCUUUGAUGACAAGCAUACACCAAAGGACCAUAUAGUCACAGCAUUCGCUACCAUCGGUGAGGGAUAUCACAACUUCCACCACCAGUUCCCGAUGGACUACAGGAACGCGAUCAAAUGGUACCAGUACGAUCCCACGAAAUGGUUCAUUUGGUCGAUGCAGAAGAUUGGACUUGCGAGUCAUUUGAAAGUUUUCCCUGAGAAUGAAGUUCGCAAGGGUCAACUGACGAUGCAGCUCAAGCGUCUUCGGGAGACUCAGGAAUCGCUUGCCUGGCCUUCAAAUAGUGAUGACUUACCUGUUGUUUCAUUCGACAGUUUCCAAACGCAGUCGCAAAAGCGUCCACUCAUUCUCAUUUCGGGUUUCAUUCACGAUGUUUCGACGUUCGUGGAUGAGCACCCUGGUGGUGCGCAUCUCCUUGUCAAGUUCAUCGGCAAGGACGCGACUACGGCUUUCUUCGGUGGUGUGUACGACCACUCGAAUGCUGCUCAUAAUCUUCUCGCCAUGAAGCGCGUCGGCGUACUCCACGGCGGACAUCCUCACAUUCUGGAUAUCACCAAGCGAAUUCCACCCAGCCAACGCCUCAAGAUUGCGCGGUAUAAUGAAUUGAGCUCGAACUAUGCCAGUAGCACGGCGUGGAGUGACGGCGAUGAGGAGGAACAGGAGGGUACGGUGAAGAAGCUCCGCAAGUAGGUUGUCGUUAGUAAAACCCUUUGACUCCAUACGGUACUAUAUUCUCAGCGCCGAAAUUAGACGAAAUUGUUCUCUCAUAUAAAACGUGACGUUUGUUGCAGAUGUGUGGAUUGUUCAUAAGGG
Molecule: messenger RNA, 1538 nt
Organism: Desarmillaria tabescens
Lineage: Eukaryota; Fungi; Basidiomycota; Agaricomycetes; Agaricales; Physalacriaceae
Product: delta 9-fatty acid desaturase protein
Exons: 5
Coding region: 174-1415 (413 amino acids)
Biological process (GO): unsaturated fatty acid biosynthetic process
Cellular component (GO): endoplasmic reticulum membrane
Molecular function (GO): iron ion binding; heme binding; stearoyl-CoA 9-desaturase activity
Source: RefSeq, a predicted model, not a curated record